UUGGUAGGUUUCUCAGUUUGAGCCAGUCAUCGUUUCUCUGUGAACUCAUCCCUUUGUUUUUAAGUGAUUAUUUGUGAAUUUGGGGGCUUGUGGGGCACAGAAUGGCAGUCCGGGUGAUAAAUGAUGAGACUCACUUCCAGGCUGAGCUCUCAGCAGCUGGAAUAAAGCUCGUUGUGGUGGAUUUUACGGCUACAUGGUGUGGGCCGUGCCAGAGGAUUGCUCCGCAUUUCGAGCAACUCCCAUCAAAAUAUCCAAAGGCAGUCUUCCUGAAAGUGGACGUUGACAAGUGUGCAGAGACAGCUGCAGCGCAGGGAGUCUCAGCCAUGCCGACGUUCAUCUUCUACCGCAAUCGGCAGAAGAUUGAUCGACUCCAGGGGGCUGAUCUGGCGGGGCUGGAGAACAAGAUUCGCCAGCACAUUGGCUCCACGGAGGAUGACAGUGGUGAGGACUACGGGCAGGGCCUGAUGGAGCUCAAUUCCUUCAUUACGAAGAACGAAUGUGAGUGCCUCAAUGAGUCCGAUGAUCACCCAUUGGAGCACGCCUUGACACCCGCUGGGGGCUUCCUUCAGUCCGACGUGGAUGAGCAGCUAAUUGUCUCGAUUGCCUUCAAUCAGCCCGUUAAGCUGCACUCCCUGAAAAUCAAGGCUCCCGUGGCGCUGGGGCCAAAGACAAUCAAACUCUUCAUCAAUCAACCGCGCACGAUGGACUUUGACAUGGCCGAGUGUUGCUCAUCCAUUCAGGAUCUCCAGCUGACGGAGAAGGAGCUCGAUGGGUCACCCAUUGCGCUGCGUUUUGUGAAAUUCCAGAAUGUCCAGAACAUUCAGCUGUUCAUCAAAGACAACCAGAGUGGCGACGAUACGACGCAAAUUGAUCAUUUGGGAUUCAUCGGGAUGCCCAUUUCGACCACCAAAAUGGAGGACUUUAAGCGUGUUAUCGGCAAAAAGGGCGAAAGCCACUGAUUUUACUCGAUUCCUCAAUAAAGUGAAAAUCAUUUCUCAUUAAAAA
Molecule: messenger RNA, 1005 nt
Organism: Lutzomyia longipalpis
Lineage: Eukaryota; Metazoa; Arthropoda; Insecta; Diptera; Psychodidae
Gene: Txl
Product: thioredoxin-like protein 1
Exons: 2
Coding region: 102-959 (285 amino acids)
Source: RefSeq, a predicted model, not a curated record